Molecule: messenger RNA, 397 nt
Organism: Bursaphelenchus xylophilus (pine wood nematode)
Lineage: Eukaryota; Metazoa; Nematoda; Chromadorea; Rhabditida; Aphelenchoididae
Source: the annotation of a GenBank genome assembly
AUGCUAGUUUUUUGUCCAGUUUGUGGUUCUUGUUUAACUGUCGGUGUGGGUCAAGUAAACCAGUUUGAGUGUGGAUCAUGCGAAUACAAAUUGCCCUUGGCGAAUCAUGUGAGAAUUUAAUUUUACUGAAGUGUGUGUUUAGGUCUCCAGUCGAUUAUAUCCGAAAAUGAAAGACCUGGAUGAAGUUUUGGGAGGUCCGGGUGCAUGGGAGAAUGCAGAGGUUACAGAAGGUUAGUAUUUUUCAGACGUUUCAAUACAGAGCUCUUUAGAACGGUGCCCUCGGUGUUCAAAAACAAGAGCGUAUUUUAUGCAGAUUCAAACGAGGAGUGCAGAUGAACCUUCAACAGUGUUUUACCGUUGUGCGAAUCCUGACUGUGCACAUAGAUGGAAAGAAUAA